AUGGGUGCGGGAACAGCGGGCGUCGGUGCGGGGGCGGUGAGAGGGGAGGGACAAGGGAAAUUAACCGGGGCGUAUGGAGACGGCGUGGCGCAGCGCGGCGCGGAGCAGCCUUGGGUCGCUCGCCUGAGGGAGCGCCGUGAGCCUAGGCGCGGAGUGCCGCGGCGGUGGGCCGGGGCCGGGGGCGCGGACGCGGGGGUGGGGAACAAGGGGUGCUGUUGGGGCUGCGAGGGAGCGCCGCGCCUCAAAGCGAGGGGCGUGUGGUGUAGCGCGGCGAGGUACGUUCUGCCCGAAAUUGCAAAGAAUGGAGUCCCAGCGCGUUUGUUCGUGGAGUCACAAACUGCGAUAUACUUUGCGGCAACAAAAAUAACUUUAAAUCAGAUUGAAUUUAUGUUGAUGAAACAAAUAUUAUGA
Gryllus bimaculatus (two-spotted cricket) is the source of this 411-nucleotide messenger RNA. The record is from the annotation of a GenBank genome assembly. Lineage: Eukaryota; Metazoa; Arthropoda; Insecta; Orthoptera; Gryllidae.